UGGGCUCUGCAGCCUGUCCCCGGGAAACCGGAAGAGCUGAGAGAUGAACGUGAGGCGGUCCCUGCUCGGCCUCACCUUUUGCACCUGUUACCUGGCUUCUCACCUCACCAACAAGUAUGUCCUGUCUGUCCUGAAAUUUACCUACCCUACAUUAUUCCAAGGGUGGCAGACGUUCAUUGGUGGACUUUUGCUUCAUAUGUCGUGGAAACUGGGCUGGGUGGAGAUCCACAGCAGUCUAAGGUACAACAGGGCGGUUCCUGUGUUUUUCAUUUUGCAUAAUGUAGCUGAAGUUCUCACUUGUGUGUACCAGCAGUGUGUCUGGAAAGAGAAAACAUCGCUCUCAAAGAUCUGUAGUGCCCUCUUCCUCUUGGCUGCUGUAGGGUGCCUUCCCUUUCAGGACUCUCAGUUUGAUCCAGAUGGAUAUUUUUGGGCUCUAAUCCACUUCUUUUGUGUAGGUUCUUACAAAAUACUUCGGAAAUCCCAGAAGCCCAGUGUGCUGAGUGACAUUGACCAGCAGUACUUAAACUAUAUAUUCAGUAUGGUACUCCUGGCAUUUGCAUCUCAUCCCACAGGUGACCUCUUCGGUGCCCUGGACUUUCCAUUCCUGUAUUUCUACAGAUUCCAUGGCAGCUGCUGUGCCAGUGGAGUUUUGGGAUUCUUUCUCAUGCUCAGUACAGUAAAGCUGAGAAGUGUUCUGGCCCCAGGGCAGUGUGCAGCCUGGGUCUUCUUUGCUAAGGUCAUCACAGCUGGCUUGUCGCUGUUGCUGUUUGAUAUGGCCCUGACCAGAGCAACUGUGGGAUGCUUCCUGCUUGGUGGACUUGGCGAGGCCCUGCUGGUUUUCUCAGAGCAGAGGAGUUCCUCAUGAAGAUGGGCAAGGAAAGGAAGCAUGCAGCUUGCUGCUGGAGAACACAGCACCUGGCUUCCCUCUUGAGAGCGAUAGAAAGAACACAUUAGAGUGAGACCAAGCUGAGGUUUCCAGCUGGACAAAGCUGUGAGUGUGCAUGCCUCAGCCAAGCUGAACACAUUGACGACUGAUAAGUCAAACAGCCUAUUUUCUUAUUACUUAGGGAAAUUUCCCAGGGACCUCUGCACCACUGCAGAGAAAGAGUCCAUCUUAUAUGCUGAACCAACUCCUUUCUGCUGCACCAAGUUCUGUGGGAUCAGGAAGCAGAGGAUCUUAAUGGGAUGGCCCUGUCAGCUGGACGGAUCCCAAAGGCCUCCCACCAGAUACUGCUUUGGAAUUGAUGUCACAAUCCAUGGAAUCUUGUUGCAUUUUGGGGAGUUGUUUUGUGUCUUUACAUCUUGGAGUCUUUUAUACCCUUUGAUUUUUCUGUUUACCCUGGAGCCCAUGCCUACCCAUACAAAAUAAGACAGGGCAGGUGUCGGGGCUAGCAGGGGAGCUAGAUCAAGCUGGAUCUAAAAAAGAUCUUUAGAUUGUGGAGUAGUGACCCUUGCGGUUAUACUGAUGUGUUUCCAGUCUCUAAAUUUCUCUUGUUCUUUUGAGUUUGUCAGGAUGUGUUGACUCUGUAGACCAUCUGAGUGCUGAGAUUACAGGCAUUAACUAGACUAUGCUUAGCUUUUCUUCUUUAAAUUCUUUAAUAUAUGUAAUUUCUUCAUAUCUCAGAAGAGAUCUCAAGUCAUUCAGCACUGGACUUUAUCCCUUACACUAGAUUAAUAAUUAAAGUCCCAUAACUUACCACUAGAGAAUAAACCACUUUAUGUAAAAUA
This is a messenger RNA of Grammomys surdaster, 1728 nucleotides long. RefSeq names its product transmembrane protein 241 (gene Slc35d4). NCBI's taxonomy places the organism in Eukaryota, Metazoa, Chordata, Mammalia, Rodentia, Muridae. The transcript is spliced from 14 exons. Bases 44 to 865 code for a protein of 273 amino acids. The record is from RefSeq and is a predicted model, not a curated record.